CCAACUUGGUUUCAUCAGCCCGUUGAUCCAUCCCACCACAAACUGCCUUUGCCGCAACCAUGUCCCCAAUCUUCCUUGGUGAUUCGGAAGAUGCGGCCACUUGCAGAUGCGGGCCGCCAUCAAGCCCGAGCCCGGAGCUCAGCGGCACCGAAACGGCCCUGACCUCUGACAGCGAUGGGCCGGAGCUGCUCAACCCGGGUCCGCAGGGCCCAGAGCCCAUUGCGAUCAUUGGAAUGGGCUGCCGUCUACCGGGCGGUGCCUCGACGCCUUCCAAGCUGUGGGAGCUCCUGGAGGCAGGCAGGUCAGCGCAGGGCAGACUCCCAGCCGACAGAUACAACAUGGACGCCUUUUACCACCCCAACGGCGACCGUCCCGGCAGCAUGAACACCUCUGGCGGAUACUUUAUCCAGGAGGACGUGCGGGGGUUCGACAACUCCAUGUUUGGCAUCAAUCACCUCGAGGCCAUGUACAUGGACCCGCAGCAGCGGAAGCUGCUCGAGGUGACAUUUGAGGCGUUUGAGGCGGCGGGCCUCUCGCUGGACGCCGUGUCGGGGGCCAACGUGGGCUGCUACGUGGGCAACUUUGUGACCGACUUCAUCACCAUGCAGCUCAAGGACGCCGAGUACACGCACCGGUACACGGCGACGGGGUCCGGGACCACGAUCCUGGCCAACCGCAUCAGCCACGUCUUCAACCUCAAGGGGCCCAGCUUCGUCAUUGACACGGCCUGCUCCUCGUCGCUGUACUCCCUGCACGCCGCCUGCUCGGCCCUGUGGCAGCGCGAGUGCGACGCCGCCGUCGUGGCCGGCGCCAACCUGAUCCAGUCGCCCGAGCAGCAGCUCGCCACCAUGAAGGCCGGCGUGCUGUCGGGGACCUCGACCUGCCACACCUUUGACGCCUCUGCCGACGGGUACGGGCGCGCCGACGGCAUCGGCGUCUUGCUGGUCAAGCGGCUGAGCGACGCCAUCCGCGACAACGACCCCAUCCGGAGCGUCAUCCGGAGCACCGCCGUCAACAGCAACGGCAAGACCAACGGCAUCACGCUCCCCAGCGCCGACGGCCAGGAGGCGGUCAUCCGCAAGGCCUAUGCCCUGGCGGGUCUGGGCUACGGCGAUACCGACUACGUCGAGUGCCACGGCACGGGCACGGCGGUCGGGGAUCCGAUCGAGGUCGAGGCGCUUUCGCGUGUGUUUCGGCGGCAGCCGGGGUCGCAGCCGCUGCUGAUCGGGUCGGUCAAGACCAACCUCGGGCACAGCGAGGCCGCCAGCGGCAUCUCCAGUCUGCUCAAGGUGGCCAUGGCGCUGGAGUGCGGACGGAUCCCGCCCACCAUCGGCAUCAGCUCGCUCAACCCCAAGCUCAAGCUCGACGAGUGGAACAUGCGCAUCGUCACCGAAAACACCGAGUGGCCGCAGAACAGAACGCCGAAUGGGCAGCAAGGGGGAAGGGCCCUCCGCCGCGCUGGAGUAAACUCGUUUGGCUACGGCGGCGCCAACGCACACUGCAUCCUCGAGUCUCCCGACUCGCAUGUUCCUCGGGGCUACCGGGAGCGGGGUGCUGCCACUCGGCUGACCAACACCACCACCGGAGCGCCGAGGACCGCUCUGCUACUACCAGUCUCGUCCAAGAGCGCAUCGUCGCUGGAACAAAAAUCCGCCGACAUUGCCAGCUACGUCGCCGCCAAGACGGCCAGCAGCGCCGACCUGCAGGCAUCAGAACUGGCAUACACACUGGGCGUGCGGCGAUCACACCUCUCAUCGCGGGGGUUCUGGAUCGCGGCUCCAGACUCUCUGUCGGAAGACGUGGUCGUCGGCAGCGACGCGGCCAGCAGCAAGCUGCACACGCGCAUCCCCGGGCGGGCAUACGGCAGACAUCCGCUCGCGUUCGUCUUCACGGGCCAGGGCGCGCAGUGGGCAGGGAUGGGCCGGGAGCUGAUGGACGAGUUCCCCAGCUUCCGGCGGACGGUGCAGAUGCUCGACUCGACGCUGCAGCUGCUGCCGCACCCGCCGACCUGGACGCUGCGCGGCGCCCUGCUGGAGCCGCCCGAGUCCAGCUCCAUCAACCUCGCGUCGCGCAGCCAGCCCGUCUGCACCGCCGUGCAGCUCGCCCUGGUGCGCCUGCUGCGCGACUGGGGCGUCGCGCCGGGGUUUGCCGUCGGCCACUCGUCGGGCGAGAUCGCGGCCGCCUACGCGGCGGGCAGGCUGACGGCCAGGCAGGCCAUUGCCGUGGCGUACUACCGCGGCUACGCGGUGGAGCGCAGCACCACGGUCGGCGCCAUGAUGGCGGCUGGGCUGUCGCAGGACGAGGCGGACGGGGACAUCGCGGCGCUCGGUCUGGCGGGCAAGAUCAGGGUCGCCUGCGUCAACUCGCCCGAGAGCGUCACCAUCAGCGGCGACACCGACGGCAUCGACGAGUACAAGGCCGUGCUGGACGGUCGCGGGGUGUUUGCGCGCCUGCUCAAGACGGAUGGCAGGGCGUACCACUCGCACCACAUGGCUGCCAUCGGGGGGUUGUACGAGGACCUCGUAGUCGAGGCGUUGGCUUCUCCCGCAGUACAGAACGACUUGGACGACGCGGGGCAGCAGAAUUCGUCUCCGGCACAGUGGAUCUCCUCAGUGACGGGGCAGGUUGUGGGCGACGACAUGCCCACGGCCGAGCCGUCGUACUGGCGCGCCAACCUCGAGUCGCCCGUGCUUUUCGCCCAGGUGGUAGAGAAGCUGCUGUCGCCAGGCACCCCCGUCCAUCUGGUCGAGAUUGGCCCGCACUCGGCGCUGGAGAUGCCCAUCAAACAGACCCGCACCAAGGUGGGCAUCGACGCGGCCAAGACCCCCUACAACUCGGCCCUGCUCCGCGGCAAAAACUCCACCACCACCAUGCUGACCCUGGCCGGCGAGCUGUUCCUCCACGGACACCCCAUCGCCUUUGGCGCCGUCAACAACACCACCACGGCCCACACCCACUCGCGCUACCCGCCGACCAAGCCCGGCAUGCUGCUCUCGGCGCGGCAGCCGCAGGUGCUGACGGACCUGCCCAGGCACGUGUGGGAAUACGACGGCGGCGCGGGCUUCCACGAGCCGCGGUCCAGCAUCGAGUGGCGCAACCGCACGCACGCGCGCCACGACCUGCUCGGCUCUCGCGUCCCGGGCGGCGACGGCAUCACGCGCCAGUGGCGCAACGUGCUGCGCGCCGCCGACCUCGCCUGGCUCGUCGGCCACAAGCUCGACACCACCACCGUCCUGCCCGCCGCCGGCUACCUGGCCAUGGCCGUCGAGGCCGCCUGCCAGAGCACCGGGUUGAGCCUGGAGCGGUACGGGCGCGGGUCGCCGCGGUGCAGCUUUGCGCUGCGCCAUGUGCAUGUGGAAAAGGCCCUCAUGGUGCCCGACGACCAGCAGAGCGGCAUCGAGGUCUUUACCACGCUGCAGCCUACGACCGCUCCCCGCACGGCGACGGCGGGGUCAGGGGGGUGGUACAAGUUUAUAGUCAGCUCCUUCGUGGCGGGGGAGUCGACGCGACACGCCCACGGUCUGGUCAAACUGACGCAAAACGAGGACCGCCCGCCGGCCAGACGCCUCCCCGUCGAGGAUGAGGCCAUGGAGCAGAGCGCCCCGCGCACCUGGUACAGGAGGUUUGUGCAGGAGGGCCUGAACUUUAGCGGCCCGCUGCAGUCCCUCUCCAGGAUCGAAACGCACCGCCGCCGAGGGGAGAUGCACCUGCUGGCCCAGACCUCGCUCUCCCCGGGGCUCGGCGGCGAGUCGGCCUACGCCCUGCACCCCAUCGCCAUCGACGCGCUCUUCCAGUCCGGCCCCAUCGCCUGCACCCGCGGUGUCGUGCGCGACUUUACCGCAAAGGUGCCCGUGUACAUUAAGGACAUGGAGUUGCGCAUGCCCAGCAGGUCUCUGCUGUCGGGUUCUUUCGUCUCGCCAUCGGGUGAUGAGUCCGCCGAGGCGACUGCUCAGCAGGGCAGCAUCCGAACCAUCUGCAAGUCGGCCGGGCUCGGUGCAAUCAGUGUCGACUCUCAGCUGUUUGAUGGCGACGACCUUGUAUUGUGCGUCUCAGGCUGCCGCAUGGUGCCGUACAGCAGCGGCACGGCCGUGGGUGCUGCGGCAGGGGAUGGCUAUGAGCGUCACCCCAUGCUACAUGUGGCAUGGAAGCCUGACGUGGAGAGACUGGCUGAUGCGGGUAUUGAGCAUGGCGCCUCGGCCUUGACCGCGUACCUGUCCCAAUUCCAGGGUACCACUGUCAUUGGCGACGAUGCUGAUGGGGUGGCAGGGGUGCUAGGGGCAGCCAAGCUUGCAGGUGGCGUGCUUGACCUGGUGGUGCACAAGCGGCCUACGCUGCACGUUCUCCUGGCCAGCGAUUCGACGCAGGAUGACGGUGCUGCGAAGCACAUGCGAGAGCUCCUCGGGGUCGGCACUGCCUUUCAGCGUUGCCUCUCUCUGUGGAAGCGAAGCACCGACGAGGAUGGGGCCGUUCAUUUCCAAGACCUGUCUGCCAAGGAGGACACGACGGCCAACGGGACUGCUACUGCAGCUAGCUCUGCUCCACCAUCCAUCUUUGAUGUCUUGGUCAUAUUGGACUUGGAUACAUCUACCAAAGGAUCUACCUCAGCUGAUUUGGCCUCAUAUUCAUCCCUGGUUGAUGAGAAAAAAGGCACACUUAUCUGGAGCGGACCACCAUCCAGUGCAUCCACUGCAUCCAGUGGCUCCAUCCCGGCCAAGCUGUCGCCUCUUGGAUUUUCGUGCAUGGAAGCCCAACAGAGCCAUGGCACCCCAGUCUUGGAAGUUGUUCUGGCCCAGCGUGGCUUGCCCGAUAAGAAACAGGAACUUGGACAACAAGAGGUGCUUAUCGUGGAGAGAAACCCAGACCACAAGCUAAACAGCGAGCUUGCUCUCCACGUCGCCGAGCUCACCAACAAGCCCGCCAAGCGCGUGACCCUCGACCAACUAACACCAGAUCUGGCCACCGCCCACGCAACCGUCAUUGCCACCGUGGAGCUCGAAGACGCCCUCCUCGCCGACGUCAAAGACGGCGACUUUGCCCAGAUCAAGACCCUCACCGACCACUGCACCAACCUGAUCUGGGUCACCGGAGGCGGCCUCGCAGACGGCACGCGGCCGGAGCAGGCCGUGGUCUUUGGGCUGUCGCGCGCCCUCAUGAUGGAGCAGCCGUCGCUGCGCUUCUUCGUCGUGGGCGUCGACGGCGAGUGUGUGGCGGCCGAGACCACCGCGAGACAGGUGCUUGGCGUGGCGAGGCAGGCGCUGCUCGACGACGCCGAGCCGGACUUUGAGUUUGUGCAGGACGGCAGGGCAGGCGGCGCUCUCCAGGUCAGCCGCUUCGUGCCGGACGACGCCAUGAACUCCACCUUUCGGCAGAGGCAGCCCAACGCCACCGAGACGCUCGAGAUGAGACUGGGGGAUGCUCACCCUUGCCGUCUGAGCUUGGCUGGGCCUGUGGCGGCCAACAUGUCGGAUGCUUUUGUUUUCACCCGAGAUCUCACCCACAAGAACAACGACCACGGCAUUGGGCAGGACGAGGUCGAGGUCCAAGUCUUGACCGUGGGUCUACACGCACGGGACCUCCGCGCCAUGACCGGCGAGACGUCCGACGGCGACGGCGACACGCAGCCCCACGCCGUGACGUCGCAGUACGUGGGCAGAGUCGUCCGCGUAGGAUCGGCCGUCGAGGGUCUCGGCGUCGACGACAGCGUGCUGGUCAUGGCUCCGGGCCGCUGCGCCACCGUGGAGCGCAUCCCGGCCUCCUCAUGCAGCGUCCUCCGCGACGGUGAGGAUCCAGCCGCCAUGGCCAGCAUCCCACUGCCGGCAUGCACCGCCCUGUACGCGCUGCGCGACCGCGCCCGUCUCCAGCCGGGCGAGACGGUCUUGGUGUGCUACCGUGAGGCUGACGCACAUGGGCGCGACAGGUCUGGCCCCGCCGCUGUGCACAUCGCUCGGGCUCUGGGGGCUAAUGUUUUUGCUGUUGUGGUGGUGGAUGACGGGGAUGACGAGGCGAAACAAGAGCAGCGUUCGGAGAUAGUUGGCGAUCUCGGACUACCCGAAACACACGUCUCGUUUGUCAAGGUCGGCGAUGGUGCUGGAUUCGGUUCAGACAUGCUCAGCAGCCACGGCCGGGUGCAGGUGGUUGCAAACUUUUGCACCGACCGUUGGCCUCUUUCCAAUGUGGCGGCCCUGUGUGCCGACGACGCCCGCAUCGUCCACGUCGGGCGGGGUACGGUUCUGGGCGAGCUCGUAACCACUGAUCCGACCAUCCUGCGAAAGAACAUUGCCCUGUCGACGUUUGACGUGAACCUUCUUCUGACUCCAGUGCCAUCUUCGCCUUCCACAACCCGCAGCGGUCUUCUGCUGGACGAUGUACUGUCGCUGUGGCGCCAAGGCAAGCUCAAUGGCCUCCUCGGCACCCAACCUCGCCUCUUUGACGUAGCAAACCUAGCCGAGGCGUUCCGCGCCCUCAGCGGCAGCACCACCAAGGCGGGCCACACCACCCCCAGAGGCGCAGUCUCGGUCUCGUUCGAAGCCACCUCCCUCGUGCGCGUCGCCCCGCCCAACUACCACACCGUGUUCAACCCAGACAAGAGCUACCUGCUGGUGGGGUGCCUGGGCGGGCUGGGCCGGAGCAUGUCGCGGUGGAUGCUGUCGCGGGGCGCGCGCAAGUUCACCUUCCUCGGCCGCAGCGGCACGGACCGCGAGCCGGCCGCGCGCCUGGUGCAGUACCUCGAGCUGUGCGGCGCCAGCGUCACCGUGGUGCGCGGCGACGUGGUCGACGCCUCGGACGUGGAGCGCGCCGUCGCCGCCUCCGCCGCCGCCGGCCCCAUCGGCGGCGUCGUGCAGGCCGCCAUGGGCCUGGACGAGGCCCUCUUCACCGCCAUGCCGGCCGCCUACUGGCGCAAGGGCCUGGCGCCCAAGGUGCGCGGGUCGCUGAACCUGCACGCGGCGCUGGCCGGGCGCGACGCGGACCUCGACUUCUUCCUCAUGACGUCCUCCGUGUCCGGCAGCGUCGGCACGGCCACCGAGAGCAACUACUGCGCCGCCAACUACUUCCUCGACGUGUUUGCGCGCCACCGCCGCGGCUUGGGCCUGCCCGCCACCUCGGUCGGGCUCGGCAUGAUCUCCGAGGUCGGCUACCUGCACGAGAACCCCGAGAUCGAGGCCAUGCUGCUGCGCAAGGGCAUCCAGGCCAUCAGCGAGGACGAGAUGCUCAACAUGAUUGACAUAUCCCUGUCGGCGUCGUCGUCGUCCAGAACCAGGGGCUCCCCCGCGGCGGCCUGGCGCGGCACCGACCACGCCCUCGCCCACACCCUGACGGGGCUCGAGCCCAUUGGCGUGCGCGAGCUGCGCGCCCAGGGCUUCGACGUGUCCAGCCCCGUGCUGGGCGACCCGCGCGCGAGCCUCCUGGCCGCCGCGCUCGCCGCCGACGAGAACGAGUCUGCCGGUGCCGGUGCGGGCGGCGCAUCCACGAGCAGCGGGGGCCUGCCAGCGGGGCUGGCGCAGGCGGUGGCGGGGGGAUCGGCGGGCGCGGUGGCGGCGCAGGCGCUCGAGCUGGUCGCGGACAAGUUUUCCAACCUGGUGCUGGUGCCGCGGGACCGGCUUGAUCUCCUGCGCCCCCUGAGCGACGUCGGCGUCGACAGCAUGCUGGCGGCCGAGUUCAGGGGCUGGAUCUACCAGCAGCUCAAGGUCAACGUGCCCUACUUGACAAUGUUGGCGUCUACCACGACUUUGACCAUGUUGUCUGAAUUGAUUGCUGGGAAGCUUCUCGAAGCAUGAUUGGGCUCAUGUUGUUUGCAAACUUGAAAGGGAGACACACAGUGGAGCACGCCACGCUAGCUUUUGACUGCAAAAGCAAGAGUCAGCCACUGAACAAAAUACUGGGGUUGGAUCGAAAACACCCAAGUGCCCUUCUAGGGCAUUCAAGUGAACAGAUCAUCAUGACUGGCAUCUGCUAACUGCAACUAUCUAUCUCCAAUUUGUUAUUUUGAAAGUCAUAACCGUAGUAAAGAUGAUAAUUUAGACUGGGAUAGUUGAAGGUUCGUUUUGUCAUGUAUUCCAUCAAUUUAUGGAACAGUGACCCAUCCGGUCACAUUUCCGAAUAUGUU
Molecule: messenger RNA, 8104 nt
Organism: Pyricularia oryzae 70-15
Lineage: Eukaryota; Fungi; Ascomycota; Sordariomycetes; Magnaporthales; Pyriculariaceae
Product: mycocerosic acid synthase
Exons: 2
Coding region: 60-7775 (2571 amino acids)
Biological process (GO): secondary metabolite biosynthetic process; fatty acid biosynthetic process
Molecular function (GO): oxidoreductase activity; fatty acid synthase activity; 3-oxoacyl-[acyl-carrier-protein] synthase activity
Source: RefSeq, a predicted model, not a curated record